AUGGAAGGUGGCAUUGAUGAUUUUUUGUUGGAAACUGAGGAUGAGAUCGUUGCGGAGAACAGGAACAUAGUGGAAGAUGAAAUGUUAGGAGAUGAUGGUAUCGUUGUACCUAAGGUCGGAAUGACAUUUAGCAGUGAAAAUGAAAUGUUUGAAUUGUACAAAGAAUAUGCAUACAGCGUAGGUUUUCCCGUAAAAAAAAGGAAUUCAAAAAAAGGGUCCGGUGGAGUUUUGAGAUUUGUGACAUAUACUUGUGGCCGUGAAGGUCGAAGGCCAAGUACUGCUACCGGAUCUGUAAGGCCGCAACCAACAAUUCAAACCAAUUGUAAGGCCCGGAUAAGCGCAUCUUCAGAUGAUCAUGGAUCUUGGAGAAUUAAUGCAGUCCACCUCGACCACAAUCAUGGAACAAGCCCAUCGAAAUCCAAGUUGUUUCCAUGCAAUAGAGAACUGAGUGCACAGGUUAAGCGGAGGCUUGAAGUGAACGAUGUGGUGGGAAUUCCGUUGCACAAAAGUUAUAAUUCCGCAGUUGUUGAGGCGGGCGGAUACGAAAAUAUGACUUGUGUGGAAAAGGAUUGUCGGAACUACAUCGAACAAGUGAGACGGUUGAGACUCGGAGAAGGAGAUGCCGCCGCAAUACAAGCAUAUUUUUCAAAUAUGCAAGCACAUUGCUCGGGGUUUUAUUUUAGUAUUGAUUUGGAUGAUGAAUCGCGGUUGAGGAACAUAUUUUGGGCAGAUAAUAGGUGUAGGCAGGCAUACAAGGAAUUCGGCGAUGUGGUCACGUUUGAUACAACGUAUCUUACAAAUAAGUAUGAUAUGCCUUUUGCUCCUUUCGUUGGCGUCAAUCACCAUGGACAAUCAACACUGCUUGGUUGUGGUUUGCUUUCGAACGAGGACACAAAUAGUUUUGUGUGGCUAUUCAGGUCAUGGCUUCAGUGCAUGCACAGUGUAGCUCCCCAUGGAAUAAUCACUGAUCAGGAUAGAGCCAUGCAAAAUGCAAUUCAAAUUGUUUUUCCAAAUACAAACCAUAGGUGGUGUUUAUGGAACAUUUUGAAAAAGUUGCCAGAGAAGUUUGGGUACCAUAUUGAUAAGGGUUCUAUAUUUUCUGAUAUACAUGGAUUGGUGUAUGAUUCCCAGUUCGUUGAAGAGUUUGAAGAAGGUUGGAUCGCAAUAAUUAAUAAGUUUGGAUUGCAUGAAAAUGAUUGGUUAUCUGGACUAUACGAGAACAGAAAGCGUUGGGUUCCUUGCUUUCUGAAAACCACUUUUUGGGCAGGGAUGUCAACAACGCAAAGAAGUGAGAGUAUGAAUGCGUUCUUUGACGGAUAUGUACACUCAAAGACUUCAUUGAAACAGUUUGUAGAACAAUAUGAGCGAGCACUAAGGAAUAAGGUUGAAAAGGAAUUUCAAGCUGAUUUCAAAUCAUAUUCACAAAUGCUACCAUGCGUAAGUAUGUUUGAAAUGGACAAAACAAUUUCAAUCUGUUUAUACCAUCUCAAAAUUCAAGGAGGUUCAGGAGGAGUUUAUAGGGAAGAUGUAUUGUGA
Olea europaea var. sylvestris is the source of this 1536-nucleotide messenger RNA. Its product is annotated as protein FAR1-RELATED SEQUENCE 5-like. The record is from RefSeq and is a predicted model, not a curated record. The coding region runs from base 1 to 1536 and encodes 511 amino acids. NCBI's taxonomy places the organism in Eukaryota, Viridiplantae, Streptophyta, Magnoliopsida, Lamiales, Oleaceae. The transcript has a single exon. Gene Ontology annotation, biological process: regulation of DNA-templated transcription.